AUGCCACAGUGUUGUGCAGUGCCUAUGUGUGCAAAUAAAAAAGGAGGGCAUAAGUUCCCUACAGAAGAUAAAAACCGAUUAAAACAGUGGCUUGUAGCCAUUCGCAGAGAUAAAUUUACUCCAACGAAAAAUAGCCUCGUUUGCAAAAGCCACUUCACAAAGGAUGAUUACCAGCUACCGAAGGACUCAGUAUUAGAAAAACCCAGGCCUGUGUUGAAAAAAUGUGCAGUGCCAAGUCGAUUCCCAUGGAUUGACCAAAAUUCUAGUUUGCAUCAAAAAAAGAAGGAGCGGCAUCAAAGGCGUUUGGCGCGAAAUGAAAGGAAAAUUAGUGUCCAAGUACACAUAAACAAUGAAAAAGAGAAGGAUGACACCUUCCUCAUGGAAACUACAAACUUUUUCGAAGUAGAAAUUGAAUUCGAGAAGAAACAGAAUGAUGUUGGUAUCCAAUGUGAUUUAUGUGGAAGUGAUAAUCUCAAAACACUUAAAGAAUGUCUUCAAAAUGAAAAUAAAAAUAAAAAAUCUUCAAUUGCAAAUGUGCUAGAUAUAACCAAUGCGGCCGAAGUACAGUUUUAUACUGGUUUCCAAGAUUAUGAACAUAUCAAAUUCAUAUUUAGUAUUUUUGGAGAUGAAGUAAAUUGUUUAAAAUAUUAUCCUCAACUGAAAACAUUGAAGGUGCCGUUUCUAAACCCUUGUGAUCAAUUCCUUCUAGUGUUAAUUAAAUUACGCCGGAACAUGCUAUUUACAGAACUCGCCUUUCGAUCGAAGAUUAAUAAAACGGUACUAAGUAACAUUUUCAUAACAUGGAUCAAUUACUUAUAUUGUAAAUUGAAAGAGUUAAAUGUUUGGGUGCCAAAACAAUGCAUAGAUAAAAAUAUGAAAUACUAUGGCAAGAUUAAUCCAUGCACUGUGAUAGUAGAUUGCACGGAAAUAAAAAUAGAGAAGCCCAAAAAUCCACUUACACAACAGCUUACAUAUUCCACUUACAAAUCAGCAAAUACUCUAAAAGUUUUAAUUGGGAUUUCAGCAUCAGGCUGCGUUACAUUUGUAUCCGAUGCAUAUGGUGGAUCUACGAGUGAUCGUGAAUUGUUUGAAAAAUGUGGACUUAUUGAUAAACUUGAACCUAAUGAUAUCAUUUUUAGUGACCGUGGCUUUAAUGUACAAGACCUAGUGUGCCAUAAAGAUGUUACAGUUAAUGUGCCAGAAUUUUUAAAAAAUACUGAUGGACAAUUUGAGACUUCUCAACUGACAAGGUCAAAAAAUAUAUCUUCAGAACGGAUACACGUUGAAAGGGUCAUUGGUUUGGCUAAAACUUUUAAGAUCUUAAGCGGCAAGUUGGAUUCAAAAUUGGUGCCUUUAGCAGAUAGAAUAAUAUUUGUAUGUUUUAUGUUAACCAAUUUCAAAAAUAAUAUUAUAAAGUAA
Molecule: messenger RNA, 1419 nt
Organism: Parnassius apollo (apollo)
Lineage: Eukaryota; Metazoa; Arthropoda; Insecta; Lepidoptera; Papilionidae
Source: the annotation of a GenBank genome assembly